UCCAGUCCCCUUCCCUCAUCUGAAAUACACACUCACACACAUCCACCGACGUCCGUGCAAGGCGCACAUCCAUAGGCUGUAGACACGCACACGGCGCCAGAUGCGCUCGGCAACUUCUCCGCCUGCCGCGUUCAGGGUUUCAUUCCAAGUCGGGAGACGCGCGGGGAGGGAGAGGACCUGUUGGACGUUACCAAGAGCGACGUUGACAGACGUGUAAACUACUUUUCCAAGGUGACAACUUUUGCUGUUGUUGCUUGGGUGCAAUCUUCCUCUCGGUUCAACAGCCUCGGAUCUAAAGAGUGAAUGAAGCUGGUGAAGCCUGUGCUGCGUUAUCAAAUCUCCGAACCGCGCAGUUGGGAUUUAAAUCAGCAUUUGACGGCCACAAUGCAUCAUGCUGUGAAAUAACUAACUUCCCACCGGACAAAAGGAUUUCAAGUGAUAAUCCCAGUGUAGCUUCUCCCCUUGUGGAGUGAAGAUGCAUCAGAGUGUGUGUGUGCCUGCGGCACUGUUGGCUGUGCUGCUGCUGACACUUGUGGUUCCUGGCGGACAGUCCUGUCCCAGAAGCUGUAACUGCUACCAGGCCGACGAAGUCCACUGUACUUUUCGCUCCCUGCUCACUAUACCACCUGGACUGCCUUCACACACACGGCGCAUCAAUUUAGGGUUCAACAGCAUCAGCAGGAUCCCUGACAGUUCACUGGCCGGGCUGAAGAGGGCGGAACUUCUCAUGCUCCACAGCAAUGAUCUCCACCAUCUCCCAGAUGCAGUAUUCAAAGAUAUGAAAUCACUGCAGAUACUCAAGCUGAGUUAUAACAAGCUGAGAGAGAUCUCUUCAUCUCUGACCUUCUCUGGCCUGACCUCACUGCUGCGUCUGUACUUGGAUCACAACCUCCUCCAACAUAUCCAUCCCAGAGCCCUGCUCCAGCUGCCUAGCCUCAGGCUGCUGCGUCUGCAAGGAAACAGGCUGCAUCAGCUGCACCCUCAUACUCUGUGCACACUGUCCCUCCUGAACACGUAUUACUUCUCUACACUCAGACACUUAGACCUGUCCAACAACAGUCUGACCACACUGCCCAAAGACACCUUAGCGACUGCCCCUCAGCUUGAGACUCUUGUGCUGCAGGCUAAUCCAUGGAGUUGCGACUGUAGGAUGAACUGGUUGCUCUCUUGGAAUCUGGCUCACCCAGGCUUAAUGAAAUGUCCCGGUGGCCCUCAGUGCCCAACCUGCAUGUCGCCCAAUUCCCUUCAAGGACAGGGCCUGCUUGAUCAGACUGACCUACCAUGCACGUCACCUGUCAUCCCUCUCCCAGGGAGAAACACAUCUUUGGAGACAGAACUCAGUGAAAUCCAAUCAAGUGAAACCUUCAGAGAGCCUGUGGGCAGUGCCUCUGUGGGCCUAUCUGACCAACAAGGGAACAGUGUUGAUCUGAGUUGCAAUAUCACCCACUCCUCCGACUCUCAGGAUAUUGCUCUUCCUCCAGAUCUCUCCCUUUCCUCCUCAUCUCCUAUCCCUCUCGCUCUGUCACUCUCCCUGGAAUGUCCUGUAGAGAGAGAGAGCUAUGAAAAACUUUGGAGGAUCCUGGCUUACUAUAGUGAGACUGCGGUUCGCCUUGAGAGGGAAAUCAUGCUGAGUAAAGCCCCAGCGCUGGCCUACCGCUACAGUCAGGCAGCAGAGACAGGCGGAUAUUAUCACACUGGAGUUAAAGCUUCUGUUAAAGUCAAACCGCAGUGGUUACUACAACCAGCUAUUAGCAUCCAGCUAAACAGAGCGCAGUCUAACGGACACAUAGUUCACCUUAUAUACUCAGCAAAAGUUUCUGCUCAUGCUGUCCCUACAUAUAAUCCCUCGACAUCCUCCCAUGCUUCUCACCCAUGGGUUCUAGUUUCAACUAAUCAUACCAUCACAGCAAUAGCGGUAGUAUCGGGCAUUAAGGUGGAACUCCCCUGCCCUCAUCUAAGUUCUGGCAACCCUAAAGUACAGUGGAUUCUCCCAGAUGGAUCUAAGCUCAUCUCCCCCUCCAGCAGCCUGGAUGGAAGGGUCCGCGCCUCAGCCUCUGGUUUACUUCUAGACCAAGUGCAGCUCUCAGAUGCUGGACUUUAUUACUGUGUGGCCCAGGCUGGCAGGGAUUCAGAUGCUCUCCCCCUAAGCCUGGCAGUGGAGGAUUCCUCUGUACCGCUUGCAGGAGAGCAAUUGGGGCCGCCUGUCACUGUGACAGUUGGGGAGCCAGUCAGUCUCUCCUGCAAGGCAUCGGGUUCACCAGCACCUUAUAUCAGUUGGGUGUUGCCAGAUGGAAAUAUACUUCGGUCUGGAUUAGCUGCAUCAGGUGGACUCACUAUACAGCCUAAUGGGAGUCUAUCUCUGCCUAACCCUUCUCUGAGUGAUGCUGGUCAUUAUCGCUGCAUUGCAGUUAACCGUUACGGAAGUGACUCUCUGUCCAUGCAGUUGGGAAUAAAAACACUACACCCUCCUCUGCUUAGGACUUUGAUUCCCAGUGGGCCACAGUCAGCCUCUGGCCGGUCAACCAAGAUACGAGCCCCUUUACUACGUCAGAUGGAGGAAGGAUCAGGGGAUGAAGAUGAAGAAGAAGAGAGCACUCUUGCUGGGAAUAGGAAGUCAACAGGACCCCACCAACCUCUCCCUAACAGACGCUAUCCAUUUGGAAAACCCAAAAGACGUUGGCCUGUGAGAGAAGGCCCCCCAAGAAGAGGAGGAGGGCUUGUAUCCUCCACUAACCAGAGAAGAAACCGCUUUGACAACAGACAUAGAGUCACCACAAACAAACAAAGAAUAGACCCUCUGAAAUGGGCCGACCUACUGGCUAAAAUACGUCAAAAGAAUACUCAUACUACUAACAACCAACCCAUCACUGCAGCUGAACCCACAGCUGAACCGGUUGAAAGCGGUAAAGACAGAGACACAGCAAGAGACAAUGGAGUGGUCGAUAGAGAUAGAGGAAGAGCUGAGGGAGCAGGGGUGGAAGCAGAAACAGAAGGGUCAUCUGUUGAUGAAACUGUUCUACAAGAGGAAGGCCUACAGCCCAUCCAAACUGUUCUCACUCAAAUGCAGACACACUCUGAGACAAAAUCAGAUACAGAUAUAGAGAAAGGUAGAGAGAGGUCAACAGAAACACAGACUGACACAGAUAAAAAGACACAUAUACAGACUCAGAACCCAGGUCCACAGACAGAGACAGCGACAACACCAGAGACACAGCAAGAACCAGUCACAUAUACGCCAAUCUCUGGAAGUAAUGAAAUUGUCCCAGAACCAGCUGAAGGAGAUGACAGAGGAGCAAACCCCAACCCAACUAGAACUAGGCCUCAGAGCCCACGGAAGAGACUGCCAAAUUUGGUUCCAAACUCCCGAUCUCAAAGCCCUUGGAAUUCUCGCAGGAGGCUUGGACAGCAAAGACGAAUUAAAAACAGGCCCAGGCUGCAACCGUUCACCCCAGCCCGACCUCUCCCUGACCCUACACACCAAAGGUCUCAAACAGCAACACCUGAUACUACCACAGGUCAAAGUGAUAUGUUGUUGCUGGUGUCAUCAACUACAUCUCCAUCUACUUUGUUGUCAAGGAAUGACCGUAUUAAGACCACUCCAAAUGGUGCAGCACUGAAUUCUCUCUCUCCCCUUGUUUCUCACACUCUCGGUAUCUCAACCUCACAAUCUGCCUCCCCCUCAUUGACUCCCUCUGCCAGCCUCUUCACCUCAUUGUCCCCCUCUCACACAAACCCACGUAUAGACAUGAUGACUCACUCAGCCAGCAUCUCAGACACUGCAGAGUCCACUCUUUUCAACACAGCAACACCAGCGCCCACUCACUCAGAUUUUGUGAUCACACAGACACAUGUGCCACAGACAUACGCCAGGAAACUUACACAUGGCGUACAGACACACACAAACACACACACAGCUUUAAGUAAACAUGUUGAUAUACCCUCAAGCAAGCACAGUGACGAGCAGCAGAGGAAUUUGUUGGGUAUGCCAUAUGAAUCUCAUUCCACCACUCUCUCUUCCACUCACUCAUCCAUUGUUUCCUCCAGUGCAGCUAUAGCUACUAUUGCAAAAACACCUCUUCCAACCACUCUCAAGAGUACUAAUUUUACUACUUUAGUUGGAAAUACUACAAGUACAUCUACCAUUACAAUAAGUGAGGAUACAACAACUACUCCUAUGAUAACAAAUCCAAUCAUGUCUACUACAACUACCAUUAUUAUCCCAAAAUCUAGCGCUACCAGAAGUAUGACAAAGAAUCCUACCUCUACAACUACCACAACUCUAAUUCAUACAUCAACAACCCCCACUACCACAGCUAUUUAUUCAGCUAGCCCGUCUACUACAAAUACUACUACUGCUGCUACUAGUACUAAAACCUCACUCAAAGCUUUCCCCUCAACUCCAAACCACACUACUACAUCUACUGCAACAACUAGCAGUCCUAGAAUGACCACCUCAGUCAAAACUUCUCCAACAACUAUUAGGACACCUACUUCUAUUACAUCUUCUACUGCAACCACAACAAUGACAUCAACAAGUACCAGAACAUCAUUCAGAGAGAGGCCAAGCAUUGGCCGAGUUGACACCCAAGGGAGGCCUGUUUCUGGGGCUCAAAAUCAGAGUCGAUCACCUCAUGACUGGAAGAACCCUGGAGCUAAUUCUAUUCCUGAUUCACACAGCAGCAGGCCACACUGGUCCCCUUCACUCCCUGCUGUCCCUGGGGCCCCAGUUCUGAGAACCAGACCAAGAAUUCGAGACCCACACAUCAGGACAGUGUCAUUUCCAGCGGAGAGCACUGCAAGGAUGGCGUGUGAAGCUCAAGGAGAGCCAAAACCUUCCAUCACAUGGACCAAGGUUGCCACAGGAGCAGUGAUGUCAAUCCACUCCAAGGCUCAGCGUUUUGAGGUCUUGCCAAAUGGCACCCUUGUUAUCCAGAAUGUUCAGCUGCAGGACAGGGGCACAUACAUCUGCAGUGCACACAGCUUCCUGGGUCGUGACAGGUUGCUAACUACCCUGGAAGUAUGGACCCGCCCCCCUCGGAUGCAGCUGGCGAGUUACAGAGAAGCCACCAUUCAUCAGGGUGGAGAAGUGCUCUUGGAGUGCCAGGCAGAUGGUGUUCCCACCCCUCUGCUGUCUUGGGUUCUGCCGGAUCGUUCUGUCCUGACGUCUGCUCCCCCCUCCGCCAGUCGCGUCUUCAUGGACACAAAUGGAACCCUCCAUAUCGCAGCAACUUUAACUAGUGACAGAGGAGUGUAUCGCUGUGUGGCCUCCAACUCAGCAGGUGCUGCCAGUUCCUCUGUGCGUGUACACGUGUCUUCGUUGCCCCCGGUGAUACAGCAACCCAGAGAGGAACACCUGCUCUUGUCUCCAGGGAGGCCUGUUUAUGCUCACUGCUCUGCCCGAGGUGCCCCACCACCAACUCUGCGCUGGCGAAUCCCAGAUGGGACUUUGGUUCGCCCAUCUCAGUUUCUCCAUGGUAACCUCUUCGUCUUGCCCAAUGGGACACUGCACAUUCGAAGUGUUGGCCCAAAGGACUCAGGAAGUUACGAAUGCACAGCAAGUAAUGCUGUAGGAGCUGAUAAGAGAACAGUGAGUGUAAGAAUUGAAGGGGGGGCAGAAGGAGGAAGAAGAGGAGGAGGAACUGGAAAGGGAGACACAAAAGCAGUUGCUAUUGAAAAACAAUUUCCUUCAUAUUCACUCAAUAAAGGCAGAACUUUGCUCAUCCCAAGCCACCCCACAAAUCCAGUCAACCCCCCUAUACUUUCCCCUCCAUUGCUUGCUGACAGAUCCAGGACCUUGCCGAUCACCCCUGGCUCUUCUCACUCCUCUCCUAACCCUCACCAACCCAAUUCCACAAUCUCAUCUCCCAAAAUCAAUAAAACACUCACUGCCUUCCCCACACACUUUACUGACAUCAACAAAACAAAACUUUCCCCUCUCUCCCUACCCUCCACAGUGCCUACCAAUAACACAAAAAUCCUAGCCAGUGUUGUAAACACAAGAGUUACUUCUUUCCCCCCCUCCGACAAAAGCAGAGCUUCAGCUGUUAGGCAUCACUUGCCUGUCUCUCCCUUCAGUAAAGCCCGUAUUGUCUCUACAUCACCCUCCAUUACCACUGUCCACUAUGGGGGGAUUUUGCAUCUACACUGCACUGUAACUGGCAACCCACCCCCCAUCAUCAUCUGGAGAACCCCUAACAGGAAACUGGUGGACAUGCACUUCAGCUAUGAUCGUCGUCUGAAGGUGCAUCCUAAUGGCACCCUGUCCGCCCAGGCAGUAACAGAGAAGGAUGCUGGAGACUACCUCUGUAUCGCACGCAACAAGGUCGCAGAUGAUUAUCGCCUCCUGCGUGUCUCUGUGGCUACUAAGCCUGCUAAGAUUGAGCCAAAACAGCCACCCAAUCAGAUGGUGUCGUUCGGCAAGUCUCUGAAGGUUGACUGUCAGGCAUCUGGACUUCCCAACCCAGCUGUUCAUUGGAGUCUACCAGAUGGAACCAUGGUGAACAGUGUGCUGCUGGGGGAGGACAGGGGAGGGCGAGCACGGAGGCUAACUGUUUUUGACAAUGGGACGUUACUGGUUCCAGCAGUGGGUAUGGGAGAGGAAGGGGAGUACACGUGCUAUGCUGAAAAUCAAGGAGGUCAAGACAUCAUGAAGGUCAAAGUGAAAGUCACGAGGACUUCUCCACCAACCUUCGCAGAUGAUAAAAGCUACCACGUCAUCAAAGUACGUCAGGGGGUGACAGCAAAACUUCGCUGCCAGGCCACAGGAGAUCCUCACCCAACAGUGACAUGGCUCUCCCCAGCCGGCCGUGUCAUCCCACGAAGUCUGGGCUCUGGUUACUACUCAGAGAGGGUUGUGGUGGUUUCAGAUGGAACUUUGGAGGUGCGCCUGGCCCAAAAGAUUGACACAGGAAACUAUACAUGCCGAGCAAGCAACUCAGGUGGGGAGAGGAGCAUGGUGGUGGGCCUGGCGGUGGAGGCUUUUAACCAGGUAACGAGUGGCCAAGUGGGAGGAAGAAGUACUAACAGCGGGCCCAAUAAUAGUAGACUAGGGGUCAACAUUAAUAAUGCAGGAAUAAUCCAGUAUGGAUUUACCAAUGGAGCCUCAAACAAGUUGGGUAGCAAAAACAGUGUCAAUAAUGGCAAUAGUGAUAACAAUGGCAAUACAAGCAACACAGAACCAAACACUGGCAUUAAGAGUGGCAGUGAAUCUAAUCCGGCCCUUAGGAGUGAUAGUCAAAAUGGAUUCAACAGACCUGUCAGUGGGAUUGCAACACAACCUGGUAGCAGUGUAUUUAGUGUCAGGGUGAGCGGGGCAAGGAAUGUAGGCGUUAAAGCAGAUAAUAUUGGAAUAAAUAGAAAUGAACCUGGCAUUGUGAGUGGUAUUAGUAAUAGUGUGGGUAGCAGUCACGGCACAGUUACAGGUGUCGAAAAGAAUCCCAGGAGUAAUUAUAAUGAAGUCAUUGCAGGAAGGGCUAGUAGUGAUGACAACACCAGAAGGAUAAGUGGUAUCUCUACAAAUGCUGGCGUUAGCAGCAGUGUAACUAAUAGUGGACCUGGUACGGGCACACUCAGAGGAAACUGGUUCAGUCGGAGUAGCCAUAUAGACGUUAGCAAUGAUGACAGCAGGACUAGUGGUGUUAUAGCUGCUAGUAAUACAGGCGCUAAAAACUCUGCUAAUACAGUUGUAGGUGUGGUAACGACAGUGAAGCAGCGAGCUGUGAAAGGCCAAACUGUUCUUUUGCCAUGCCCGUCCCAGGGCUCCCCUCCCCCUCGUCUGGCCUGGCUUCUGCCCGGUAACGGCGUGUUGCCUGCUCCUUACUAUGGCAGUCGACUCACUGUGCACAGAAAUGGCUCCUUGGAGCUGCGUGGUGUGCGGGCGACUGAUGCUGGGACCCUGGUUUGUGUAGUGAAAAGCGAGAGAGGAGAGACAAGGAUUCAGUUGGAACUGGAAGUGUCCGAGCCACAGGAGGAGGCCAGAACUCCUCACAGGGGAACAAAUGUGGAAAGACCUCUGCAGAAAAUUGCUGGUUUAGUUGAGGCACCUCAAUCAGGUGCCUCCUUGCUUUCAGCUCAGUCCUCAAGCUCAGUGUUGCCUGAGAGGCUUCAUUCAAGAAUACCAGUGACUCCAAAGCCUCUGCAGAGGGGCCUAAGUUUACCUGCAGCACCUCACCCCCUUGGACCUCCACUCCGGACUGGCCCCGUCUCAGAGCCAGCAGUGAGCACCAGAACAGCCUCCUUGGUGACCAUCAUUAACGGAGAGACCCUUCGCCUGCCUUGCCCUGCUCCUCAAACCCCAGGAUACACUCAGGGCUCUCUCUCGUGGACCAUGCCCAGUGGCAAAGUGCUAUCCCGGGGUGAGAGUGGCGACUCAGGUCGAUUGUUCGUCCAAGAGGAUGGAACGAUAACAGUGCAACAGGCCUCAGUGUUCGAUCGAGGCACCUACACCUGCAGAUCCACCAGUAACGACUCCUCCUCAAUUUCGGCCGUCACAGUUCCUGUCAUCGUCAUCGCCUACCCCCCUCGUAUUACAACUGGCCCCUCCCCUGUAACCUACACACGCCCGGGGGUUGCUGUGGAGCUGCCCUGCUUGACCAUAGCAACACCUCGGGCAACAGUGACCUGGGAAACACCAGACCUGACACAGCUGAGGGUGAUGGGUCAGGCUCGUAUCUAUGGCAACCGCUACCUUAGUCCUCAGGGUUCCUUGGUGAUACAGAACCCGACAAGUAGGGAUACUGGGUUUUACAGAUGCACCGCCAAAAAUGUAAUAGGAGUGGACACCAAAGCCACCUAUCUGCAUGUUAUAUAAUGGGGUAAAGCAAACGCACACACACACUCACACACACACACACACACACACACACAAAAGCACACACACACACACACAUACACACAAGCACACACACACACACACACACACACACACACACACACACACACACACACACACACACACACACACACACAAAAUAGAAAGACAGGGACCCACCAGUCUUCUGUACUGGUGAAUGAACUCCUCUGCUGUGAACACAAUGUGUCCCUCAUGCCCAAAGGAACUGCAAGGCUCUGUGCAGGAGAAACUGUUGAGUCUCAGAGAAGACACGACUAAUAUACAGUGUUUGUCUCAUAUAUGUAUUUUUGUAAGGUAUGACUUACAAAGUUUUCGUCCAUGCAUUUGUCUCUGCAUGAACGAUGUAUGUUUAAGGAGGAUUGUUUUAUUAAGCUGGUGAUACAUUACCUAUUAUGUUCUGUCUUCCUGCUUUGUGUUCAAAUUUAAGACCAAGCCUUGUGGACAAAACCAAUAUCUCAUCAAUCCAAAAACAUUACUUUUACAUCCACUAUGAACAUUUUCAUCAUGUCAAAACCCUGCAGCUAGAAAUGGUAGAGGGUUUGUCAAUGUUGAGGUUAUGUGAUCAUUUUUCUAUUUUGCACAGUCUCAAUAUAUACAGUCUAUGUCUCAAACUCAAUAGUUGCUACACUCACUAAUACAAAUUGCCAAAAAACAAAGAUGCCUAACUUGGCUUUAUUGCUUUACUAUGCAUCUGUGAACUAAUAUUGAACUACGGUGUACAAUGUCAUUGAGUCACUGAAUAAUAUGGACACCACAAGUCGUUGCACAAAGAGGCUGCUUUUUUACAUAAUGUCAUAUAAUAUAAUCCUCUUUGAUCUUGGAGAAUAUUUAUAAGAUAUAUAUUUUUCAACUGUUGCAAAUUUUGGAACUUGAAAAUAUACUUAAUAAUACAUUAAAUAUUUCAGCUUGAAGUUUACUUUAUCAACUAUUGAUAUGCCUUUUGGUUGAGUUUUGUUUGUUUGGUGCAUACUCCAUGUAGCAAAUAUUAACUUAAAUUGACCACUGUAUUUGCAUUUUCAUUUAAUCUUUGACCGACAUGAUGACAGAAGAUGUCAACAUUAUGAUCCCCCAAAACACCAGCUUCUUAUUUGUGGCUUUCAAACCAUGACAAAGUGCCAUCGACUGAAUGUCACAUUCCUACAGUAUUACUUAGGCAGAAUGAGAUGCGGUACAAGGCAUUCAUGUUACCACAAUAGCCAACUAUUGGAAGAGUGAUUUUCAUGAUUGUUUUGACAACGAUUGUAUAAAUGUUUGUGUGAUUCACGAGUCUGCCCUGAGUUUGUGCACAAAGCAAAGCUUAUAGUUAGCAUGUCUGUUUUCAUUUUGUGUUUUAAAUUAUUUGUCUCAUAAAGACUCUUUUGUGUUUUCUCCUAAAAGAGGAAAUUAUUCAUUAUUAUUAUUAUUAUUAUUAUUAUUAUGUAUGUUUGAUGUCUCACUAGCUGUGGAUGAAUGAUAUUUUUAACUGCUUCAUUUUAUAAAUAAAAAUGGAAAAU
This is a messenger RNA of Scophthalmus maximus (turbot), 10344 nucleotides long. Its product is annotated as matrix-remodeling-associated protein 5-like. Gene Ontology annotation, molecular function: protein binding. The coding region runs from base 476 to 8809 and encodes 2777 amino acids. NCBI's taxonomy places the organism in Eukaryota, Metazoa, Chordata, Actinopteri, Pleuronectiformes, Scophthalmidae. The transcript has 12 exons. Gene Ontology annotation, cellular component: extracellular region. The record is from RefSeq and is a predicted model, not a curated record.